GCCACUCACUUUACAAUAAGGAAAACGCUGAUUGGUCGCAGAGCCGGCGGCACGUGGGGCAGAAACGGACACGGACAGCCGGGCUCAGGAGACAGACUACAUUUAGUAAUCAGCGAAAAUGCCUUCUGACCUGGCAAAGAAAAAAGCUGCCAAGAAAAAGGAGGCGGCAAAGGCACGACAGAGGCCCAAGAAGGAGAACGAGGAAUCUGUAGCUGACGAAGCUGAACAGCAACAAAGUAAUGGCACACAGACACCUGAAGUAGAUGAAGUGACGCGCCAGAUGGAAGAGUUUGAACUCCGGAAGGCUGCUGCCCGGGCAGUCACUGGAGUACUGGCUUCUCAUCCAAACAGCACAGAUGUUCACAUUAUUAACAUGUCGCUGACCUUUCAUGGCCAGGAGCUUCUGAAUGACACCACCGUGGAACUCAAUUCGGGAAGGAGAUAUGGGCUGAUUGGCCUCAAUGGAACCGGGAAAUCAAUGCUGCUUUCAGCCAUUGGAGCAAGAGAAGUGCCAAUUCCAGAGCACAUUGAUAUCUAUCAUUUAACACGGGAGAUGCCACCCAGUGAGAAGACUGCUCUGCAGUGUGUGAUGGAGGUGGACACUGAGAGGAGCAUGUUGGAGAAGGAGGCAGAGAGACUAGCCCAUGAGGAUGCCGAGUGUGAGAAAUUGCUUGAGAUCUAUGAGCGCCUGGAAGAGUUGGAUGCUGCCAAGGCAGAGGUCAGAGCGUCCCGCAUCCUUCAUGGCCUGGGAUUCUCCCCCGCUAUGCAACGCAAGAUGCUAAAGGAUUUUAGUGGUGGCUGGCGAAUGCGUGUGGCUCUUGCCAGAGCCCUUUUUAUCCGACCAUUCAUGUUACUACUUGAUGAACCCACAAAUCACCUUGAUCUGGAAGCCUGUGUGUGGCUGGAGGAAGAGCUCAGAUCUUUUCGUCGGAUCCUGGUCCUGAUCUCUCACUCCCAGGACUUCCUGAAUGGAGUGUGUACAAACAUUAUUCACCUACACAACCGCAAGCUGAAAUACUACACCGGCAAUUAUGAUCAGUAUGUAAAAACUCGUCUGGAGCUGGAAGAGAAUCAAAUGAAAAGGUUCAACUGGGAACAGGAUCAGAUUGCUCACAUGAAGAACUACAUUGCACGGUUUGGUCAUGGCAGUGCCAAGUUAGCCCGUCAAGCACAGAGCAAAGAGAAGACUUUGCAGAAAAUGAUGUCAUCUGGACUAACUGAAAGAGUGGUCAGCGAUAAGACGCUCUCGUUCUUUUUCCCGUCCUGUGGAAAAAUACCUCCUCCAGUUAUCAUGGUGCAGAAUGUCAGCUUCCGUUACAAUACCGAUGGGCCCCUCAUAUACAGGAACCUAGAGUUUGGGAUUGAUCUGGACACGCGUGUGGCCCUCGUAGGCCCCAAUGGAGCUGGAAAAUCUACUUUACUAAAACUACUGACUGGAGAGGUACUGCCAUGCGACGGAAUGAUCCGGAAACAUUCUCACGUGAAGAUUGGACGUUACCAUCAGCACCUGACAGAGCAGCUUGACCUAGAUCUUUCUCCUCUGGAAUAUAUGAUGAAGUGUUACCCUGAAAUAAAGGAGAAGGAGGAGAUGAGGAAGAUCAUUGGGAGAUAUGGAUUAACUGGGAAACAGCAGGUGAGUCCGAUCCGGAACCUGUCUGAUGGUCAGAAGUGUCGCGUUUGCUUUGCCUGGCUGGCCUGGCAAACCCCCCAUAUGCUUUUUCUUGACGAGCCCACCAAUCACUUGGACAUUGAGACAAUAGAUGCUCUUGCAGAUGCUAUUAAUGAGUUUGAAGGCGGAAUGAUGCUAGUUAGCCACGACUUCCGACUCAUACAGCAGGUUGCACAGGAGAUCUGGGUGUGUGAAAAGAAAGCUGUCACAAAGUGGACAGGAGAUAUUUUAUCCUACAAACUUCACCUGAAAGCUAGACUGAGUGAUGAUGAACCUUCGUGCAAGGGCAACUGAACCUUCUGCCGGAGCAGAGAGAAGAUCCCAGUCCAUGCUUUCCCACAACACCCCCAACUUGGAACUAAAGUCAAACACAUGUCUAAAUAAAGUCUGUGACAUAAGGAAAAUGAGCUAAACGUUUCUGUACGUUCUAAGGACGUCCAACCUUCAUUGGUUUAACGUGUGAGGAAGUUUAAUUGUCCGUGGUCAGCUGGCCGGGCAUUCUUUGCAGCUUCGGCAGGAUGUAUUACCCCUAUGUUCUCUCCCUGUCAAACCUGACUUACAUCGAUAUCUCGAUUUUCUUUCUUUUUUUUUUUUUUUUUAAACAAAUUUAUUUAUCUGUAAUUCAGCGAGACAAUAAAGGGAGAUACUGUACUGAA
Molecule: messenger RNA, 2325 nt
Organism: Pelobates fuscus (common spadefoot toad)
Lineage: Eukaryota; Metazoa; Chordata; Amphibia; Anura; Pelobatidae
Gene: ABCF2
Product: ATP binding cassette subfamily F member 2
Exons: 14
Coding region: 119-1963 (614 amino acids)
Molecular function (GO): ATP binding; ATP hydrolysis activity
Source: RefSeq, a predicted model, not a curated record